Entrophospora sp. SA101 is the source of this 519-nucleotide messenger RNA. The record is from the annotation of a GenBank genome assembly. NCBI's taxonomy places the organism in Eukaryota, Fungi, Glomeromycota, Glomeromycetes, Entrophosporales, Entrophosporaceae.
AUGUUAUCAAGAUAUGAUACAUUUGGAUUAAAUAAAAUAGGAGUAAUGGAUGAGGAUAACGCACCUAAAAAUAAGGGAAUAUCAAGACUAGGAGGUCUUGGAGGAACAACUUACAAAGGACUGGAAGGUGUUGACCUUACUAGUGCUACUGUAUGUCAGAGAGAACCAACUAUUAACAGACUGCUUGAAUGUCUGUUUAAUGAACACAUUAUUCUAAUUAGAUCACCAUCAAUGACAGGAAAAACAUCCCUUGGACAACUACUUGGGGCCAAGUUGCUCCAAUUAGAUGAAGUGCAGAAUGGAUCAGCUUGUGUUUUUCGUAUUUCAUUGAUCUGGAUGGAAAACUUGAUUGAUCCUUCAUGGACAUUUGUGGAUGGAUUUCAAAUGCUUAUGAAUAUAACAUGGAAUGAGUUUCUCCAGCAAUGUGGUGAUAAAAAAACAUAUUUGAUUAUUGAUGAAGUGCAACAAAUAUAUAGGAAAGUGAAUGGAGAACCUAAUCAUACUAAUGGAAUUAAAUGA